Messenger RNA from Suillus subalutaceus, 670 nucleotides. RefSeq lists its product as uncharacterized. Lineage: Eukaryota; Fungi; Basidiomycota; Agaricomycetes; Boletales; Suillaceae. The coding region runs from base 194 to 553 and encodes 119 amino acids. The transcript is spliced from 5 exons. The record is from RefSeq and is a predicted model, not a curated record.
GGUAUUAUUACCAAGGAGCCACAGCCUCACCUUUGCAGCACGAAGCCACUGCCCAGAACGACUUGGUACUGUCGUCUAAGCAAGCUGGACGACCAGGACAUACACGAGGCCACAUCGAUAGAGAGGACCGGGAGAGCGUUGAUUUAGGGAUUGUCUAUACGGAGCGGGAUAUUGAGAGCGUCGAAGCGCAUGGAUGCUGGAAUGUUUUCUGGAAUUGGUUGUGCUACAAAGCGUUCUGAUAUUGUUGGUCUCCCGCUUGCCUAUGCUCUUUGUAUGGCAUGCUUUAUCAUGUUGCCAUGUAAAUCGUGUUCUCCUUUGGCUCUUGCUACGCGCCGAUGAUCGUGGCGAUUAUCGUUUAUUUUCGUCCCCCAUCUACGCAAACUCUUGCACUUAUCACCUUGGACGAUUUGAAUGCAGUUCCUUCUGUUCACGCGAUCAACGACCAAUCUCACGAUCCUUUAGAUUUCCCUGUUACAUCCUAGGCCUAACCCCAACUCCUCUCCCUCGAUACGGGCCGAAACUCAGACGCAUUCGAGUGCCUGUGAGACUAUGAGAGGGUCUUCGCCUGCAAUCAUCACUUAUGUAUUUUCAGUUUCGACGCACGCCGACACCACCCACUUCUCUGUCACCACACCCACCACACCCUAUAUCGUCUAUUAAUCUGGUCGUG